Molecule: messenger RNA, 585 nt
Organism: Rhodofomes roseus
Lineage: Eukaryota; Fungi; Basidiomycota; Agaricomycetes; Polyporales; Fomitopsidaceae
Exons: 4
Coding region: 1-585 (194 amino acids)
Source: RefSeq, a predicted model, not a curated record
AUGGGCCGCUGGACGCAGUAUGAUGAGGACGAAUACCGCUUGCCCGAGGGCAUGAAGCGGGUUGGAUACGACUCUGACACGAGCAAAUAUUAUUACCGAGAUGCAGAUGGAACGCUCUGGGAGGGCCCAGCAGGCGCAGAGUACGGAGAGCUCACGCAAGUCUCCAAUGCGCCAAUUGCGCUAGAUGAUGACGGCCAUGCCAGUGACGAAGACUUGGAGGCAGCUCCAACUCGUACAGACGGCUACAAGCCGCUCGCGAGCGAUUCUCCCAAUUUCAUGUACAGUGGUAACAGGCACGCAUACCGCAUGCUCUUCCCGUUCCUCCUCCUCGUCGCGGUCGCGUUGCUCCUCGUAAUCCGUCUCGUAUUCUACCACACGGGCUCUGACCCGUCCCCUCCCGGCGCCGCGCUCUGUCCUGACGGGAGCGAACCGGUCACGGUGAAUGCGGGAGACACCUGUUGGAAGCUGUCGCAGGCACGCAACAGCACGCUCGAGGAGUUCCUCAAUCUCAACCCUACCGUGGACUGUAACAGUCUCAUGCCUGGACAAACCAUUUGCUUACCCACAUCCCUGAACGUAGACUAG